AGGCCCUGCGAAUUCUUAUGUUUAGCGACAAAGAAUUUCUCCGGAAAUUACAAUUUGAAGAGAUUUUGAAAAACAGGAAUUUAUUUUCAAAUGUAUUCAGCCGGAGAUAAUGAGGAGUUGAAAUGUUUCCGUCGCGAAUGGAUGCAAGAACUCAGCAAAACAAAACAAGAUAUACAAGUCCACAAGGGGAAUCUGGAAAAAUGUCAAAAUUUCAAACAAGGCGACAUUGAGAGAGCGUUUGUUGAUUUCAAAGAGGAAGUACGUCAUUUUCAUCCUGUAGGAUGCUCCACGGAUAAAUCGUGCUCUGUAAAAUUUCCUAAGACGACAGAAGAAAAAUCAUCUGUCAAUGUAAAUGAUGAUAUUGUUCUUUUGAAUUUACCGCAACCUCAAACUGGAGAGGUUAACAAUGACACACCGAGUGACUCAAAAGUACAACAAAAAUUGUUCUCUGAAAAACUUGAUAAAAGAAAGAAGAGUCUUCUAGAUCAACUGAUAGAAGACAUUGAUGAAAUUACAAGUAUUCCUUUCUUUGAUUUGAGCUUACCCAAAGAAGUGGGAUUACAGAUUUUCACUGACUUGGGAAUCAAAGACCUUUGUGCUUGUGCUCAGGUUAGCAAGGCCUGGAAAAUUCUGGCAGAGGAUGAACUGAUAUGGUACCAUGUAGGUUGUAAACUAGGUUAUGUUCAAAAGAGACACUCUUCCACCAUAGACAGAGAAAACUGGAAAAGUUUUGUACGAGAUAGCAUUUUAGAGGAAAGAGAAUUGAGAAGGAACUGGAAGGAAAGAAUAUGCAGAUUGUCCAGUUUGGAAUUUGAGAGAGGUGGAGGUCUCUGUGCUGUUUCUGUCCAUGGAAAUUUCAUUUGUUCAGGAUACUCAAGUGGUGCAGUCGUUGUAUGGGAAGGAGAUGCUGAAAAUGUGUCAAGUUACAGAGAACUGAUCUCAUCCGAUUCAGUGAAUUCACAAAGACAGAGAGUGCAUGUCACAUCAACUACCAUCAACCAGAAGUUGUGUGUAGCUGGGUUUGACAAUGGUGAUGUUUGUGUAUGGUCCCAUAACUUGAGUUCCUCACCGCUGUACCAUUUUCACUGUCACGAAUCUAUUAAGGGUGUUUCAUUGGCCACAAGUGGUCCACUAGCAUUUGUAGCCCUGUCAGAUCAUGUACUCAAGGUACAUACCAGUGAUGUCAAUGGACAGUGGUCAUGUGUAGAAUCAAGGAAUUAUGAGAAGAUUGGCAACACCAUGUUUAUCCCAAACUCUGCUUCACACUCAUUACCUGAACAUGUUGCCAUAGCAACUCAAGAUACUGUGUCAAUCCUGGCACCUGGCAAAGGUCUUCUAUCAACAAUGGAUCAUGUGAUUGGUGGAAAGUUAACUUGCAUGGACUGUACUCCAGAUCAGCUUGCAAUUGGUGUGGGUUCAUAUGGAUAUGGAACCCUCGGAAACAAAGUGCGCCUUUAUAGUCUGGAAACCUCAAAAAUGAUUUCCAUAUUGGGAUCUCACUAUCGCGAGAUCACUUGUCUUGAUCUAGCCAAUUGCCCUCCACAUCGUCUCGUGACAGGCAGCUACGAUUGCAGGGUACGCGUGUUUGACCUGCGCAGUGAAAAGAUGGCGCUUUCAUUUCACUUGGGACACAAAAGAGCUGUAACUGCGGUGCAAAUGGACGAUUGGAAAGUGGUCAGCGGUGCAGAGGAUGGAACGUUGGUGGUCUGGGACCAGCGGAUGACGUCAACUUUAUGGACGACUCAUGCGCGACACCCUGUGAGACUCUGCAAAUUUCAAGGUCCCCGGAUGAUCACGGCAAACAUUCCAUUGGAUAGAACACCACGUGAUAAUCUUUGGUAUGCAGAUGAUUUGAUUCUUCAUCGACGUCAUCGAGGAGUCAUUCGCACGUUUGACUUCUCGGCGAGCAAUGCCACAAAGGGAAUCCCGGAGAUUUGCUCUUCAAAUUAUGACGACACCAGUGGGUACAACUACAAUAUUAAACUAAGCGUGCCAUACGACAGUAUAGAGAUGUAGGGCUUCUGACAGAACUUGCAUUUUCUUCUUUGGACACAGUCCCGUAGUUAAAGUUGCAAAACUAAGAACAUUUUAUCUCAGAGAGAUUUAACUGCUGACGAUUUGCAGCCCCUUUUGGUAGCGAUUACAUAACUCUUGCAAAGCAAUUCUUGAAAACCUACAACUCCUGUUUGAGUCAAUACGAAUCAGUGAAGAGUCAAUGUGGUGAAGACUACAUACAAAGUAUCGUUCUCCUCA
Pocillopora damicornis (cauliflower coral) is the source of this 2253-nucleotide messenger RNA. Its product is annotated as F-box/WD repeat-containing protein 8. The record is from RefSeq and is a predicted model, not a curated record. NCBI's taxonomy places the organism in Eukaryota, Metazoa, Cnidaria, Anthozoa, Scleractinia, Pocilloporidae. Gene Ontology annotation, molecular function: protein binding.